Lucilia cuprina (Australian sheep blowfly) is the source of this 3633-nucleotide messenger RNA. It is a transcript of the gene Graf, whose product is annotated as rho GTPase-activating protein Graf. NCBI's taxonomy places the organism in Eukaryota, Metazoa, Arthropoda, Insecta, Diptera, Calliphoridae. The record is from RefSeq and is a predicted model, not a curated record. The transcript is spliced from 11 exons. Gene Ontology annotation, biological process: signal transduction. Gene Ontology annotation, cellular component: cytoplasm. Gene Ontology annotation, molecular function: GTPase activator activity; protein binding. Bases 208 to 3468 code for a protein of 1086 amino acids.
UUUUGCUUUACGUUUAAACAAAGUUUUUUUUGUUAAUUUCAAUUAAAAAAUUCAACAGAAAAUUUAUAAAAAGAAACCACACAUCACUUGCCAAUUUUAUAACAUUUUCUUUCUUUUUCUCUUAUUAUCUUCUUACUCUCUGAUCCUUCUACUUACUCUCUCACACCACAAACUUCUUCAUUCAUCCAUUUUAAACCCCAAAAAAUUAUGAAGAAUAAUCAAAAGUCUACGAAUACCACAAAUAAUAAUAACAACAUCAAUAACAACAAUUUAAAUUAUCUUAAUAAUAAAAAUAGCAACAACAAUAACAACAAUUUAACUGCAACGGACGGCCAUAAACUCUCCAAAUCGGCUUCUUCACCCAAUAACAACAUCAAUAACAACAAUAACGGCUUUAACGUUAAAAAAGGUCUUAAAAGUAAAUCAAAAUCCCAUCGUUUGGUUGGCCGCUCGAGUAGCAAUAAUAAUAGUAGCGGAGGAGGCGGGGGUUUUGGCAAAAAAAUGGGCGGCGGCGUCAAAGAUGCCCGUCGCGGUUUGGAGCCGCUUGAAUUUGAGGAGUGUAUCGUUGAUAGUCCAGAAUUUCGGGAUAAUUUAAAUCGUCAUGAAAAGGAAUUGGAUCAUACUAGUCAUCAGAUUAAGAAAAUUAUUAAGGAGGUUAAGGAUCUAAUGAGUGCUGCAAAAGUAUUAUCAACCCGCAUGAAACAGUUGGCCUAUUCAUUGAAAGAUUUCAAUUUUGAAUGCAUUGGCACCGCACAGACAGACGAUGAGCUGGUCAUUUGUGAGAGUUUAAAACAUUUUGGUGAUAUAAUUAGUAUGAUAGAAGAUGAAAGAGAGAAGAUGUUAACCUUAGCCGAUGAACAUAUCAUUGAACCCUUAGAGGAUUUUCGCAAGAAACAAAUUGGCGGCGUAAAGGAGAAUAAGAAAAAAUUCGACAAAAAAACGGAAAAAUUUUGUCAAUCACAAGAACGUUUCCUAAAUAUGUCGACAAAAAAGCCAGAAAACACAAUACAAGAGGCCGAUGCCAGUUUAGGCAUGCACGAACGUGAAUAUGUCCAGGAGUCAUUAAGUUAUGUACUGCGUAUACAAGAGGUACAAGAACGUAUCAAAUUUGAAUUUGUUGAAAUCUUAUUGGCCUUUAUAUCGAGCUGGUUAGUUUUUUAUCAUACGGCCCACGAACAGGCUGAGGAUAAUAAGGAUUAUUUACAGGAUUUAAGGCAUAAAGUGCAAAAGACUCGUGAAAAUUUUGAAGGUACCCGAGAGAAAGUCACAGAACUUAAAUUGAAAUAUAUGGAAAAACGAACAAAGCCAGAAGAAAAGUACACCAAACGUGGCUAUUUGUUUUUGAUGGAAAAAAGUUCUCUUUUGAAAAUCUCUCUUUUAGAACCAUUUAAGGCAACAUGGACAAAAUACUAUUGCACAUACAAGAAACAGAAAAAGGAGUUUACAAUGCUCCAGUUCAAUCAAAUGAAUCACAGUUUCACUAGACCCGAACAGCGUGAAGAAGAGAAACUGACAUUAGUAUCGUGCCAAAGACGUGCUUCAGAAUUUGAGAAGAGAUUUUGUUUCGAUUUGACAUUCAAAGAGAAACCGGGUAUUGUGUAUACAUUUCAGGCCUUAAGUGAAGAGGAUCGUAGAGCGUGGAUUAACGCCAUGGAUGGUACAGAGCCGACCUAUUUGGCCCCCGGUAAGGUUAAGGCGGGUGAGGAAUAUCAAUUGGAUGAGACCGGUUUUGCUUUUGUGCGUAAAUGUAUUGAGACAUUGGAAAAUCGUGGUCUAGAAGAUGAGGGCAUUUAUCGUAAAAGUGGUGUGGGCACCAAAAUAUCGAAACUUUUAGCUUUGGGCAUGGAUCGCAAAAAGGCUGAAAGUGUUUUUAACGAGGAACAAUAUAGAGAUCUCAUGGAGAGCAAUACUAUAGCCAGUGCUCUUAAAACAUAUUUGCGUAAUCUAAAUGAACCACUAAUGACCUAUCGCUAUCACAGUGGUUUUAUAGAGGCAGCCAAACAAGAAAAUUUAAAUCAACGCGUUCAUGAAGUCCAUAAGUUGGUUUAUAAAUUGCCUCAAUCAAAUUUCGAAAUGCUUGACAUGGUCAUCAGACAUUUGACCGAAGUCUCUCGUAAAUUCGAGAAAAACAAAAUGUCUGUCUUCAAUUUGGGCGUGGUAUUUGGUCCCACUCUCUUGAGGCCUCAAGAGGAAACAGUAGCUGCCAUAUUGGAUAUUAAAUUUAACAAUAUUGUUAUUAAUAUUCUUAUCGAAAACUAUGAACGCAUCUUUAAGAAUGAUCCCAGUGCGGUGGGCGCACACAUCCAGUCGAAUUCAAGCAGUCCUCCGGUAAGGGUACCACGUGCCAGUCAAGCCAAUAAAUCGCUGUCAGCGGGCGGUGGUGGCGGUUCGGUGGGACGCAAUUCUAUGUAUUCUCCACAACAAGUCUACCGAGUGGUGACAAAAUCCAAUUUCACCGAUUCUCCCAUGUCUUCGAGUUUACAGAACAUUCCUAAUGGCAUGAUUUAUGGUACGAGCGGUGGUGGUGGUAGUGGUGGCGGAGGCAGUGGUGGCAACUCUGGGGUAAUCACCUCAAAUGGUACUAAUGGUGGUCUACUGGCUGCCCAUGCCACAAAUGGUGGCAGUGGUCCCAAAAGUCUGGGUAUGAGUGUAAAUAUGGGCAGUGUUAAGAAUUUGCAUUCAAUGUCGCAGAGCGAUAUCAGUAUGCGCCGCAAUAAUGCCAACGAGGCCGUUUAUGGCAUUUUAACCGCCAACACCAAUGGUGGCCUAACGGCUCAUCAUGCCACACCGGCUAAUGCUACUAAUUUAAGGCAUGAUUAUCUAAUGGCCACAGCCACACCGGCCUCUACGUCCAUCUACAGUACGAAUACCUCCGGCAAUCGCAUUAGUUUAAAUAAUGUCUCACCACCCACAUUGGCCAUGCGCAAGGAAGCCCUGUAUGGUACUGGAAGUGGGCCACAGCAACAUCCACCAGUCCAGCUGCAGCGCAGCAAUCAUCUGCCAUAUGCCUCUAAUAAACAUUAUCCCUCGGGUGCUGCUGCCUCAACAUCUAGUUCCAACGAAAGCGUUUGUGAUUCUCUAUCAUCAACGAAUGGUGGGGGCGGAGGAGGAGGCGGUAGCGGUCGUUUAUUAUCCGCCCGCGGUUCCAUUGAUUAUGUGCCACAUUCCUCACAAGCUACAUCCUUAUCCACUCUGUUGGGUUCUCAGGUGGAUGAUGUGGUUACCGCAACGGCUGCUCCUUCUAUGAUAGUGGGCAGUACGGGUAGUUCACCAAAUGAGUAUGGUACCACACCGCAAAAGGUGCAUCGCAAUAAAGAUGUUACACAAAUUAAAAGGGAUCUAGAAGCUGGCACAGCGCGAGUACGUACUCUUUACGCUUGUUUGGGCGAGAGCGAAGGUGAACUAUCAUUUGAACCAAAUCAAAUUAUAACAAAUGGUAAGUUGUUUAAUAACAUAUGUAUCAGUUAAAAAGUAUUCCUAAAAAUUGAUCUCAAAAACAAAUAUAUUAGAAACAAAUCUUAAAGAAAAUAAAAACUUAUCCUCCAAAAAAAAAUUAUCUUUAACUAGAAAAACUAAUUAUUUAUAAAAUACAUAGCUGAUCAUUUAACGAAAUACUGAUAUUUCCAACAAAGA